AUGUCGACUCCAGCCGAACAGGCCCAAUUGCUCACCGCAGCCCGAGUCCAAGCUGCAUACACCCUCAUCCAGCCGUACAUCCACAAGACGCCCGUCCUCACCAACAAAACCCUCAACAGCAUCGCCUCGACGCCGCAAACCGCCGACGCACUCGCCGGAACACCAUUCGCAGGACAAACACCCGCACAACCGCGCAUCCGCUUCCACUUUAAAUGCGAGAAUCUGCAGCGCAUCGGCGCAUUCAAGGCGCGCGGGGCUUUCCAUGCGCUGCUGCGGUUGAUCGAAGACCGGGGGGAGGAGGAAGUUCAGCGGCGGGGAGUGAUCACGCAUAGCUCUGGCAACCAUGCACAGGCACUUGCGCUCGCGGCGUCAACGCUCGGCGUCCCCGCCUACAUCGUGAUGCCGGAGAUUAGCACGACGUCCAAGAUCGCCGGGACGAGAGCGUACGGGGCACAGAUUACUUUCAGCGGGUCGACGAGUGUUGAGCGCGAGGCUGUUGUUGCGGAGAUCCAGAGCAAGACGGGUGCGAUACUGAUUCCGCCGUAUGAUCAUUUCGAUAUUAUCUGCGGGCAGGGCACGACGGCGCUGGAGCUGGCUGGGCAGUUGGCGGAGAUUGGGGAGGAGCUUGAUGCGGUGAUUACGCCUAUUGGAGGUGGAGGGUUGAAUGCCGGUGUUGCGACUUUCUUUUCGGAUAAGACGACGAAGGUGUUUGGGGCUGAGCCUAGUUUUCAGGGUGCCGAUGAUUGUCGGCGUGGGCUUGAGGCGGGGCAGCGGAUUGAGAAGGUGUCGACGCUGACUAUUGGGGAUGGGCUGAGGACGCCUGUCGGGUUGCUUAAUUGGGAGGUUAUUUCGGAUCAAAAGAAAGUUGAGGGCGUGUAUGCCGUCACAGAGGAGCAGAUUAAGUCCACUAUGAAGCUGGUUCUGGAGCGCAUGAAGGUUGUGGUGGAGCCGAGUGCGGUGGUCGGACUUGCCGUCUGUCUGUUCGAUGAGGACUUUAGGCGACGCGUAGAAAAGGAGGGAGGUGAGGAAGGUUGGGAUAUUGGGGUUGUGUUCAGCGGAGGCAACACGACCGUUGAGGCGAUCGCUAAACUUUUCGGCUGA
Messenger RNA from Penicillium chermesinum, 1101 nucleotides. RefSeq names its product threonine/serine dehydratase. Gene Ontology annotation, molecular function: magnesium ion binding; threonine racemase activity; L-serine ammonia-lyase activity. Lineage: Eukaryota; Fungi; Ascomycota; Eurotiomycetes; Eurotiales; Aspergillaceae. The coding region runs from base 1 to 1101 and encodes 366 amino acids. Gene Ontology annotation, biological process: pyruvate biosynthetic process; L-serine metabolic process; D-serine biosynthetic process. The record is from RefSeq and is a predicted model, not a curated record. The transcript is spliced from 2 exons.